Molecule: messenger RNA, 777 nt
Organism: Metarhizium brunneum ARSEF 3297
Lineage: Eukaryota; Fungi; Ascomycota; Sordariomycetes; Hypocreales; Clavicipitaceae
Source: RefSeq, a predicted model, not a curated record
AUGGGCGGUGGCAUGUCGGCCGUUCUUGCCUUGGUCAAGGGGCUGUUCGAGCACGGCCUCAUCCAGGUGCCAACAACAAAAUCAGGCAGGUUUCAUAGGACGCAGCUGAUCAAUUUGUCCCGGCAUGGUAUCAGAGCAGCAUAUAAUCCCGAAGACUACAGCUCGCUUCCUUCCCUCAGCGCAGCGUUCCAGCAGCUCCAACAUAAAGGGGGAGAAAGCAUUAUUACGGGGCCUAUUCGCGAUAUCUUUCUUAGCCAUGGUGCUCAGGAUGCGUAUGGCAUUGCCCUGUUGCACAAGCAUUUUGACAUCCGGCCAACAGAUCGUCUUGUGGAUAUCCAGAAUGUAUCAUCCCCUUGGGAGACAGGUGGCGAUAUCGAACCUGUCUUAAAGAAAUAUCAUGGUGUUAUAAUGCCCCGGUCACUGAGAUUCUCCAAUGGGAUGUUGAAGCCUUAUGAAUUCGACUUCGUGGAGGAGGAAAGAUCAAUGAAUAUGGACGAAAACUUCCUGGAAAAGCUACUACAGUUCCUCCAACAUAGUGAACUAGAUCAAGUCUUGGGUCUAAGGGUACUGGAUUCGCGCGACCCAGGCGCAUCCAUUGAAGUUACAGAACGCAACUCAAACAUAAUGAUACCUCUAGGGGCUAUCGACGAGGCAAAUGUUAUCCCUGCAAUGUGGGAUUUUGGCCCGGAGGAGGAUCAGAGAUGCCAUUGCAGCGAAUAUUGCUAUACGGAUAACAAAGGCAAGCACUCUGGCCAAGGUAACCAUGGAUGUGGCUAA